AAAAAAAAAAAAUUUUGUAAAAUUAUGACAGAAGAAAGUUCAAAUGUAGAAAAUCUUUCAAAUGUUAAUGAAAAUGAACAACCUAACCCACCCAAAAAGAGCAGAUCUGUUAGUGAUGCUGAAAGGCGUAGAGCAAGAAGAGAAAGAAAAAUCUUAAAUGAUGCUGGUAGUAGAUUGCAUCGUAUAACAGCCACUCAUAGUACUAGUUUAAAUACAUUAGGAGAAACUUCUUCUACUUUAAGUUCACCUUUUGUUAGUAGGAAAUCGUCUCCUCAACCUAGUCUAAAAUCUUCUCCAACUAGUAUUGAACCACCAGAAAAUCCAUUCUCUCCAAGAAGAAGGAAUACAGGAAAUCUUGAACCUUUAACGUCGACUCAAUCAGAUGCAAGUAUAGCUACUGAAAGAACAUUUCCUCGUGUAAGAGUUAGUAGCGAUGCCGACCCUCCAGAAUGGUCUGGAGGACCAUUACCGCAAAAUUUUUCACAGGAGGAUAAUAAAUCAGCUCGUCCGAUAACACAACCCAGAUUUUCUCUACCAACUUCGAUUUCUCCAACAAUACCAACAAUACCAACAACAUCCGAUUUGUUAGGUGAAGAUGAACCAAAUGGAUACAUUGAUCAAGAUGAACAUAUUCGUCAAUUUUUUAAUAACUUAAAUGCAGGAAAUUAUCAGAGAAGAAAUAGCAGUACUACUUCAUUAGCUUCAACUAUUGGAGGUAGUGAAUGUCAAUAUAAUCCACUUUUAACUGCACAGGAUGAAUAUGUUCAACAAGAUAUUUUGCAACAACAACAGCAAUUACAACAAAUUCCUUUUCCUUUUCAACAAUUUUUUAGUCCAUUUGGAAGUGCAAAUCAACAACAAAAUUUGGAUUUACAAUCGAAAUUAUGGCAAGUUAUACAUUUUGUUGCAAUGAUAUUGUUGGGUCGUUUAAUUGUUUGGAAAGAAUCAUUGAGAGAAAAAGGUGCUUGGAACAGAUUUUAUUUAUUAAAUUAUGAAAGACCUGAAGAUAUAAUCGCUGCUGAAAGGAUUCCAUCUAUGGGCGCAUUUUGGUAUUUUAUAACUGUGGAACUUAUAUUACAAUCUUCUAGAAUAUUCUUUCAACAGGAUCGAGUAUUUCAAAGUUCGACAUUAGUUCAAUUUGCACGUAAAUUACCUGCACCAUUUUCUGAUGUACUUACUGUAUUAUUAAGAUAUAAUUUAAUUUGGAAUAGUCUCUGGGAAGAUAUUUGUAUACUGGUAUUUACUGUUGGAUUUACUAUAAUGAUUGCUCCUUUCGUAAGUUAUUUUGGUUAGGAUUUUUCUUUUGAGAUGGAUUUGUAGAAGUUAAUAAAUUUAAAUUAUUGCUAUUUCUGUGAUAUAUUUGUGUCCAACAACUGUAUUUAGACAUUGUGAUAACAUAUUGUGUAAUAUUUGUAAGUGUA
Rhizophagus irregularis DAOM 181602=DAOM 197198 is the source of this 1421-nucleotide messenger RNA. RefSeq lists its product as uncharacterized. NCBI's taxonomy places the organism in Eukaryota, Fungi, Glomeromycota, Glomeromycetes, Glomerales, Glomeraceae. The record is from RefSeq and is a predicted model, not a curated record.